Messenger RNA from Polypterus senegalus (gray bichir), 4154 nucleotides. Its product is annotated as cytosolic purine 5'-nucleotidase-like. Gene Ontology annotation, molecular function: 5'-nucleotidase activity. Lineage: Eukaryota; Metazoa; Chordata; Cladistia; Polypteriformes; Polypteridae. The record is from RefSeq and is a predicted model, not a curated record. The coding region runs from base 360 to 1961 and encodes 533 amino acids. The transcript is spliced from 18 exons.
UCUCUCUCUUUCCUCAUUUAGACGCGAUAAGCCCCUCUCUUAUUUUCUCCCAAUUCCUUGACGGCCGGCUGCGGUGUGCACGCUGCUGAUAACUUCUAUCCCCGCACUACAGACUCAUCAAACCCGUCAAUACUCAAACAAAACGGAGAAGGUUGCAUGUCAGUGAGCACGAUCGCCCUUAGUUUCUUAAGCUGGUCAGGGGACCCGAGAGUAAACUGGGGAGGAGUUCAGAGGCCCAGUGUACGUGUCUUUUUUUAAGUCCAUGAGAAACACAGUCUUGAAAAGGUACACAUCACCAAACGCCACUUUGCAUUGGUAUCACAGAGAAAGACAGGGCACGAGUGCAAGCAUAACAGACAAUGGGAAGCAUCGCUCGGGAAGUGCCGGUAAAUCCGGCUGAAGGUAAUAGCGAGUGUAACUUCAAAACCCUGCCUGAUACUGGUCAUGUGGAUUUGCGAACUUUGAAACGGGAUUAUCACCACAGGGUGUUUGUUAACCGAAGUCUGACUCUGGAAAAAAUCAAAUGCUAUGGAUUUGACAUGGAUUACACAAUAGCAGUGUACAAGUCACCUGAUUAUGAAGAACUUUGCUUUGAGCUGCUUCUAGACCGUCUUGUGUCAAUUGGAUAUCCUCAUGAAAUUCUGGAGUACAAAUAUGACCCCAGUUUUCCAACCAGGGGAUUGGUGUUCGACACUCUCUAUGGGAACCUGCUGAAAGUGGACGCCCAUGGGAACAUCUUGGUGUGCACACAUGGCUUCCGUUUCCUCAAAGGACAAGAGAUUCGGGACUAUUAUCCCAAUAAGUUCAUCCAGAGAGAUAACACGGAUCGAUUCUACAUCCUUAAUACUCUCUUCAACCUCUCAGAAACCUACCUCUAUGCUUGCCUUGUGAACUUCUUCACCAACUGCUCCAGAUAUGUCAACCACUCUAAAGGAUUUAAACAUGGAGAUCUGUUCAUGUCCUUUUGCAGUAUGUUCCAAGAUGUCAGAGAUGCUAUGAACUACCUACAUGACUCUAACAUCUUGAAAGAAAAGACAGCAGAAGACCUGAACCGGUACCUUAUUAAAGAUCCCCGCCUGCCUCUUUUGCUUAGUCGCAUGAAAGAAGUUGCAAAAGUCUUUCUGGCAACCAAUAGUGAUUACUCCUACACAAAUGCCAUUAUGAAUUUCCUGUUUGACCAUCCGGACUCAUCAAAUACUGAUGCUCCCAAAACAUCCUGGAUGUCAUACUUUGAUCUCAUUGUUGUGGAUGCAAGGAAGCCACUGUUUUUUGGGGAAGGUACCGUACUGCGACAGGUAGACACGCAUACUGGGAAACUGCGCAUUGGAAUGUACACCGGGGGUCUGGAACACGGCACAGUGUAUUCUGGAGGCUCUUCAGAUAUUAUUUGUGACCUGCUGGGAAUGAAGGGUAAAGAUAUUUUGUAUGUUGGUGAUCACAUUUUUGGAGACAUCCUCAAAUCUAAGAAACGACAAGGCUGGAAGACUUGCUUAAUAGUUCCUGAACUAGCCAAGGAGCUCCAAGUAUGGGCUGAGAAGAGCAGUGUAUUUGAAGAACUAAAGAAUCUGGACAUUUACUUGGCUGAGCUUUAUAAGCAUCUGGACAGCAGCAGCAGAAACUGUCCAAACAUCAGCAGUAUACAGGACCAAAUAAAGAAAGUGACUCAUGAAAUGGACAUGUGCUAUGGAAAGAUGGGCAGUCUUUUGCGCUGUGGCUCUCGCCAGACAUUGUUUGCCAGCCAGAUCAUGCGAUACGCAGAUUUGUACGCCGCUUCCUGCCUCAAUCUCCUCUACUACCCAUUCAGCUAUCUUUUCCGAGCACCCCCUGUGCUGAUGCCACAUGAGUCUACUGUUGACCACUUCCCUUUGGACUUAACCAUGACUCCAACCGAUCACAUAGUCUGUCUUGCAGCAGAGCAGCAGAACCAAAAUGAACAAGAAAGCAGUGAGGAAGAGAAAUGAGGCCGUGUGCCUUUGGGAAGCACGUCAAGACAAAGACAAAUUGAAAAAAACAACACAAAUGUUAAAAUGACCGGCAAACAGAAAUCCUCCCUCUUCCAAAGAGUCCUACUUUACUUGUCUUUUGGCUUUCUCCUCGGCAUUAUGGAUUGAUGUGGAACACUCAGCUUAUAUUUGAUCACCAAGCAGCUAAGGAAGAUGAAUUUCAGUAUGAAUUUUACUUCUAAAAACAGACAAUUACAAGCUUUUACCACCCAGUCUGCCAUUCUUCUCAAUCAGAAAUGGCGGAAUCUUUAACCCGGUUUACAACAAACAUGUUUCAUUUAUUCUUGGUUAACACAGCUACAGCCUCUCAGGCAAGUUACACUGCAGGUAAGCAGCACGUUUGCCUUGUUAGGACCACUCGUGAUGCCUUCACAGGGGGCUUGCACCCUCUCCAAAUUGGUUUCUGGCUCUGUGUCUCAUAUUGUCAGGAUGGACUCCAGUCCUCUGCGGUCAGUGGAGUUACUAAAUGAAUUGGACUGAUGAACAGAGCGAUAUUUUCCAGAACUUAACAGACUCACUCAUGCAUCUUGAAAAUGCGAUGAAUUGUUAUGCUGGAGAGAGCUCACCGAUUAGAUGACUAAAUUCAAAGCAUUACAAAGCUGAGAUGAACUAACUAGAAAGUCAGUUACACUAACACUUUCACUGUGACUCUAGUUCAGCUGUGCACCUCCAUUACACCUAACAGUUAUUUUAAGCCACGUUCACAAGUGGUGACUUUCAGACUUGUUCAUUAUUUAUUCAGAGCUGUGUUUGUCAGUAGUGAAUCCAUCAAAAACAAGAACUUCAACAUAACAUACUGUACAAAAGUUGCUUUUGUGUUUAGUAAAAAAAUCAAUAGUGUUGCUGCCCCACAGACCCUGGGCUUGAACUUUCAAUGUGGAGUUCAUGCCAGCGUAGGUUUGCUUACUCCAGUUUUCCUCCUUCAGAUACCGAUAACACCUUCUAGGAUUUUGCCCUGUCUUGUGCCCGAUGCUGGCAUGACAGUCUCCAAUACUCCAGGGCCUCAUAAUUAGAAAGGUUUAAAAAUGUACUGACUGAAUGAAUGAUAAUAAAGUGAACACAUUUGUGAAUUAAGAGGGGAAAAAAACUAAUGAAUGAAUAGUUUUAACAAUUUUAGCUUUCUUCGUAAGAACAGUCAAAAUAUUGAGCUCAACUAUCCUUAUAAAGCGUACGUUUAAGGGGUUUAUUUGUUCUAAAGUAAUGUGGUUAACCUUUCACUUACUGAGUUAAACAAACUGGGUUAACAUUUAGGUCGUCACUGUUUAUUGAGAUUAAACCCUAAACCCGGGCAAUGAUGCCCAAAAGAAGAUAUUGAUUAAAUUCCCAAGGCAGAAACAAUUAAACUAAACAAUGAUAAAAUCCAUGAAUGCCUAAAAUUCUUAUGCCCAAUCUUGACAUUCUGCCUUUAGCCCAUUACAGUCUACGUGUUAAGAUUUGGGCUCUUUUGAACAUGGUGCUGUGUUUGUGCGUAUAUCGAAAAUAGAAUCGAAUAACAUAUUAGAAAUACCACGAGAGCACUCCAGUUGGUAAAAACCCUGGUUGUAAAGCACAAUUGGUGCAUGAAAUUAAUCCAACAAAUAAAAAGUGUGUUCAGGUGCACCAUGGAUGGUAAGGAAAGGACAGAAGGAGUUGUUUUAAGAAAAUCUAAGAUUAGAAUACCCAGAAUUAAAGAAAGGAAUCAAAUGAAACUUCAAGUACUGCAGCUAAAGCCAUACUUGUAAAGGGGCCUCUGCUGAGGCAGCUGAAAAGUGCCUGCCUAGACGGUCGGUUGUCUGGCCUUACUUACGUGUGGACUUUUGCGACCUUUUGACUUGGAUCUCUGCUAUGCACGUGUAAAACGAACAGCACAAUGCUCCAAAGUCUACUGUGGGAUAAGCACAGACAGGCUGAGUUGUCUGGAGCCAUUUAUUAUUAUCUGAGGAGUGACAGAUUAGCUGCUUCUGCCUCAUUUUAUGUAUUCAGUUAUCCUAAAGUGCUAACUAAGAUUCUAAAGAAUUUAUAAGUGCAUAGUGAUAUUGGUAUAUUUUUACAAUGUUAAACGUCUACUGCAGUUGUGUGUUUUAUGACUCUUUUCAAAUUAUUUCCUGAUGUUUUUCUUUACCAUUGUAUAUAUUUCUUAAAUCUACUUUUGAAUAACAUGUUUUACCUGGA